This is a messenger RNA of Fomitopsis serialis, 496 nucleotides long. RefSeq lists its product as uncharacterized. The record is from RefSeq and is a predicted model, not a curated record. The transcript is spliced from 3 exons. NCBI's taxonomy places the organism in Eukaryota, Fungi, Basidiomycota, Agaricomycetes, Polyporales, Fomitopsidaceae. Gene Ontology annotation, molecular function: calcium ion binding. Bases 254 to 475 code for a protein of 73 amino acids.
CUCACUUUCGCAAUGCUACCGUAGCCCUACUACUACUACUCUGCUUUGAUGUUCCACUCUGCGCGGAAGACGACAGUGGAGACACCGAGACACGUUCAGGAGUGGAUUCAACCAGACCAACCCUCUCGUUAACGGGUAUGUCGGACGGCGUGUCGGCGAGCGUGUCGAAUGGCGCGUCCACAAGUAGGACCUAAUGUCAAUGUGUACGAAGGGAUGCACUUAGUGCGGCCUGGCGGAGGCGGAGCUGCGCGACAUGAUCAACAAGGUCGACGCAGACGGGAACAGCACGAUUGACUUCCCCGAGUCCCUCGCGAUGAUGGCGCACAAGAUGCGCGGCACGGACAGCGAGGAGCAGAUUAAGGAGGUGCUCAAGGUCUUCGACCAGGACGGCAACGGCUACAUCUUCACCGCGGAGCUCAGGCACGUCAUGACGAACCUCGACGAGAGCUGUUGGUCAACGAGGUCAACGAGAUGAUCCGCGAGGCGGAUGUCAAUG